ACAAAACGCGUCGGCGUCUUCAAACAAAAAAAUGACAUUUCUGCAAUGAAUACUUUUAUAAAAUUCCACAAAAAACAACAAAUUUAAUAAAAAUGGAACAAUUGCAACAUUUUUACAAUUUUAAUAAAUACUCCUCCUGCAGGACUUGUCUUGUAAAUCUAAGUGAAAUGGAAAAGCAUUACGAUGUCUUUGCAAUACCCGAUCUCCAAAAGAAAUUCACUCAAUGCACAUCAUUACCUGUGGAACCAGAUGAUGGCUUUCCAAUAAAUUUAUGUGAAACUUGCUCUAACAAAAUUGAAGAGUUUUGCACAUUUAAACAAAUGUGUAUAUCAUCUAGAAAUCAAUUUCAGGAAUUUAUGAAUUCCAAAGAAAAACCAUGUACAACACAAGACGCUUCUGAUCCAAGCAAUUUUCCUUUGCUAACUGAUACCAAAAAGGAAAAUCUAGACGAAGAUCCUAUAAGUCUUGAUCAAUAUCCAUAUCUUUUUAAAUCAGAACUUUCAGUUAAUGAAAAAGAUAAAAUAGAUUUCUCAUCAAAUGAAAAACAGGAAUCUGAGUCUGAAUCUGAAGAAGAUUCCGACGAAGAUUUUGAACCCACUUUGAGCGACCACGACAGUACAAGUGAAGAAAAUGAUACUAAAAAUUCUGUUAAACAUAAAAAACAACCAAAAAAACCUUCUGUUGAUGAUAAAGAAACAAAUAAGCCUCCCGGAAAAUUUAACUUAAAAUGUCAAACCUGUAAAAGAUGCUUUAAAAAGUAUGAUAGUUUUGAAAGACAUUUGCGAGUUCACAAAGGACUCUUACCAUUUGCUUGUAAUUUGUGUGACAAAGACUUUGAGAAGGGAACUCAACUCGAACAACACAUAAAAGAUAUACACAAAGUAAAAUUUCCUUGCACUGAGCCUGAUUGUGACCAAAUAUUGCAAACCAAAUAUGGUCUUCGUCAGCACGUAAAAGAAAUUCACAACAAAUUUGCCAACAUACCCAAAGAAACUUUUAUAUGUGAAGAAUGUGGUAAAGUUCUAGCUUCUUUUGCUAGCCUCAAGAACCAUAUGUAUCUACACGGAGUAGAUCCUCCUCACGAAUGUCCAACAUGCCAUAAACGAUAUAUUACCAAACACAAACUUAAAGAGCAUAUGAAUCGACAUCUUGGUAUUAGACCUUUCACAUGUCCACAUUGUGGAGCUAAAAAGACAACUAGAGACGAACUUAAACAUCAUGUUGCCACUCACACUAAAAUCAGGAAUAUACAAUGUGAGCAAUGCGAUAAGAAGUUUUAUAGUUUGCUGAAUUUUCAUACGCACAGGAGGGUUGUCCAUCAGGGUAUUAAAAAUUAUAAAUGUAAAUAUUGUGAUCAAGCAUUUGGAAGAUUAUGGACAAGGAAGCAUCAUGAGAUGACUCAUACUGGAGAGAAACCACAUGAAUGUGAUAUAUGUCAGAGAAGAUUUUUAGAAAGAUCUUCUUUGAAGAGACAUAGAAAAACGCAUUUUAAGAAACAAAGAGGUUUAGGAGAUUUGCAAUUAUAGAAAUAAAAUUAAAUUAAAUAAAAAUUAUUAAGAAGAACUCGUUGUUUUUU
Messenger RNA from Episyrphus balteatus (marmalade hoverfly), 1576 nucleotides. Its product is annotated as gastrula zinc finger protein XlCGF46.1-like. Gene Ontology annotation, cellular component: nucleus. The coding region runs from base 93 to 1526 and encodes 477 amino acids. The record is from RefSeq and is a predicted model, not a curated record. Lineage: Eukaryota; Metazoa; Arthropoda; Insecta; Diptera; Syrphidae. The transcript has a single exon. Gene Ontology annotation, molecular function: zinc ion binding.